Molecule: messenger RNA, 1764 nt
Organism: Ascochyta rabiei
Lineage: Eukaryota; Fungi; Ascomycota; Dothideomycetes; Pleosporales; Didymellaceae
Product: Sad1-interacting factor 3
Exons: 2
Coding region: 1-1764 (587 amino acids)
Source: RefSeq, a predicted model, not a curated record
AUGAGCGCACCCACGGCGAAGAGCAAGCGAGGCCCCACGGUGCUGAUGACCGACUCGCGCAAUUCAGCGCCCCGACAGCUGCCGCGCCCGUCGACGCUGCAACGCCAGGCCACGCUCAUCUCGGUCGACAACAUCCUGCAGUACGCCUCGGACAUUCCUUCGCAGCAGCGCCGCGGCCCGCCUGGCGUGCGGCCGGCCAACCACAGUCGCACGCCCAGUGGCCGCCAUCCGCUCGACCCCAAGCUGUCCGGUCGGCUGAUCCCCCAGCACAUGCCGACGCGCUCCAGCAAGCUCAGUGAGAAGCUCGUCCUGCUGCCCGAGACGGACGAGGCCGACGAGGACGAGAAGGGCGACUUCGAUGACGACGAUGAGAGUGCAGGGCCGCCUACCGACGCUCAACUCGGCCGCCGCACUGCCAAAGGCGGGCCCACGGACAAGAGUUACGCUGAGCGGCUGCCCAAGGCGCGGCGCACCGACAAGCUCUCGCGCGUCACCGCCUACUGCACCGCGCAAGCGUUCAAGAUGAAGAGCACCGCCGCCUUCGUCAAGGACACGCACCACGCCCGCACCAAGCUGUACGACGACUGCCUGUACUGCGUCUACCACCUGCCCCUGCUGCCCGCCACCGACGGCUACCGCGUCCGCAGCAGCCCCGCCCUCAAGUCGCCCGGCGGCAAGACGGUCCUUGACGAGGAGAUUGAGCGCAACGAGGCCCGUAACCACCACGAGGGCUACUUUGGCGACGAGGAGACGUACUUUGUGCGCGACGACGACCAGGCCUCGGACGAGUCGCCCAGCUUCCUCGCCCACACCACCGCCCGCGACCGCCGCGACUCAGACUCGGGCCCUACGCGCGUGCCCCCCAACGCCCUCGCUUUUGGCGAGAUGUUCGUCUUUAGCUACGGCGUCGUCGUCUUCUGGAACUUCACCGAGAAGCAGGAAAAAGACAUCCUCGCCGACCUGACCUUCAGCUUCAACCACACGGGCAUCCAGAUCGCCACCCGGCCCCUCACCGAGAGCGACUUCGAGACGGAGGAGUUCCACUUCGAGUACAACCCCGAGAUCCCAAGGCCGCGCGUCUACAACGACAUGAUCACGCUGAAGAGCGGCGACCACAUGAUCAAGCUCGCCAUGAGCCACGCAAUUGCCCAGAGCACCAAGCUGAGUCUGUUCGAGGAGGGCAUGAACCGCACCAUGCUGGCCGCCCAGUACGUGCCCAAACGCCUCGCCCUGACAGGCAAGCUGGGCAUGCGCCGAACCGACGUGGUCAAGAUGAUCGGCCAGCUCUUCACCUCGCGCGUCGACGUCAAUCUCUCAUCCAACAUGCUCGACGCCCCCGCCUUCUUCUGGGACUCGGAGCCCACCCUACACCCUCUCUACACGGCCGUGCGCGAGUACCUCGAAAUCAAGCCGCGCAUCCAGGUCCUCAACGAGCGCUGCCAGGUCUUCCUCGACCUCGGCGAGAUCCUUUCUGACUCCAUCAGCGACAAGAAGAUGACGCGCAUCACCUGGAUCAUCAUCUUCCUCAUCGUCGUCAGCAUCUGUGUCACCUGCCUCGAGGUCAUUCUGCGCUUCGCCAUCCUCAAUAGCAGGAAAGGCGGCGCCCCCGUGCAGGGCAACAUUCACGGCCUGAGUGUGGGGAGUCCCGACGGUCCGCUGAAGGGGCUCGGCGGGCUCGAUAGGGUAGGGUACGCCGGGCCGAGUCUGCUGUUUGCGAGAACGCUGGUCUGGGCCGUGUCGAGUGUGAAAGGCGUAUUUGCUUGA